UACAUGCACGGAGCGUUUUGCUGGAUCGUGGAAUACAGGGAGAUGGACACAAAAAGUUUAAGUGAAAGAGAUAUAGUCGUCAUUCCUGGUUGUAGCAUUCCCACAGAUCCAUUCAUCUUCAGCCAAUCAGUGUUCAGCAAACAGGUACUGUGACAGAUACCACACCUAUGACAGGCACCAGCACGUGGAGGAAGGGACAAGAAGGUGGAGAAUAGAUACAAAGAGUUUGUACUGGUGUAAGGAAGACUGUCACCAGUUACAAGGAGGGGAAAAAAAGACAGGGACUGGUUCAAGAAUUUGAAUGCAAUUUAAUGUGGAUUCUUUUGAAAAGGGCACAGAAAGUUUAGAUCAGCAAGGAAACAACAUAACAAGGACUCACUGUCUGAGAAGAGGAGAGACGCGGAAUAAAGAGUGUGGAGGAUGGACAGAUGGCUGAAUGAAAUCCAGAAGCAUCCGGCCCUGUAUGUCUUGUGUUGUUCUGUAAUCUUCAGGAUCCUUCACAGGUUCCUGCAGACUGUGCCCAGUCCCGGGACGGUGGAAACAGACCCCUGGAGGACGUGGAAAUGGAGGAACCUCUCAGUGUCACUCGUUCACUCACUGCUGACUGGCAUCUGGGCCGUCACCUGUGUCAUACAGCAUCCUGUGAUGGUGCAUGAAAUCCACUCCACCUACACCCCAUCAGCAUACAUGCUAGUCGUCGUCUCAUCUGGGUACUUCAUUCAGGACGCUGCUGACAUUAUCUUUAGUGGGUACGCAAAAGCAUCUUGGGAGUUUUUACUUCACCAUGUUAUGGUGAUCUGGUGUUUCCUGUAUGCUGUGUUCACACAUCAGUAUGUGGCAGGUGCAGUGGUGGCUUUAUUUGUGGAGGUGAACAGUGUGUUUCUACACACCCGUUUAUUGCUCAAACUGGCCAAGGUGGCCCGGAACUCUUUCAUCUACACCGUCAACAAACUGUUCAAUGUGGUGACCUACAUGACCUUCCGGCUUGGAGCACAGUUUUAUCUCACCUGGUACCUCAUACACCACUACUCAUCGUUGGAUCAUGCCCUCUACUUCUUGAUCACCAUGAUGCUCAUGAACAUCAUGAUUCUCAUCUAUUUCUACCGCCUCCUCCGAACCGACUUCUUCAGCAAGGGGCGUUCUCACAAUAGUGGUCGCAAAUUUGCUGAGGACUAAACCAACAGAGGCUGAUGUCUAUCAGUCCUAAACCAGACUGUUAACACAACAUUUAUCCAUAGGAAGCCUGAACUGAAUGAGCAAACCUCACCAGAGAGAGUCUCAUGUGAAUCAGAGACAUUUAAAGUUUUCACUUUUUAGAAUAAAACUUAAACGCUAUAAAAAAUUAAACUCAACAAGGGUCAAGUAGCCAAUUGUUUAAGGAUCUGUUAGCACAGACGAGUUUUACACUGCAAAAAGUGAUUUUCUUACUCAGUAUCGUGUUUUCCAGUACAAAUAUCUAAACAUUCUUACAUCAAGAAACAUUUACUUGAGCAAAAACAUGACCUUAGAUUUUAAAGGAUUAGUUCACCCAAAAAUGAAAAUGCGCUGAAGAUUUUCUCACCUUCUGGUAAACCAAGAUGUAAAUGAGUUUGUUUCUUCAUCAGAACAGAUUUGGAGAAAUUUAGCAUUCACUUUCAUGGAUCCAUCUGCAGUGAACGGGUGGCGUCAAACAUCACAAUAUUCCGCCAGUAAUCCACACGACUCCAGUCUAUUAAUUAAAAUCUUGUGAAGCAAAAAGGCUGUGCAUUUGUAAGAAACAAAUCCAUCAAGGAAUUUUUACUUCAAACUGUCUUAACUUAUAUCUUAGAUGUCCGAAGGGCAAGUAGAGUUGAGCUAAUUUCCAUUUUUCUGUUAAUUAUUCCUUUAAAUCAGCUUUUUUUUUAAAAAUAAAUCAACUAUAAAUAAAUUUAACUAGCGUUAAAAACAGAAGAAAAAAUCUGCCAGUGGGAUAUGUUCAUACACAAUUGGCAGAUCAUUUCCAGAGA
Onychostoma macrolepis is the source of this 1985-nucleotide messenger RNA. RefSeq names its product TLC domain containing 1 (gene tlcd1). The record is from RefSeq and is a predicted model, not a curated record. The transcript has 4 exons. Gene Ontology annotation, biological process: membrane assembly; phospholipid homeostasis; regulation of membrane lipid distribution. Gene Ontology annotation, cellular component: plasma membrane. NCBI's taxonomy places the organism in Eukaryota, Metazoa, Chordata, Actinopteri, Cypriniformes, Cyprinidae. The coding region runs from base 421 to 1176 and encodes 251 amino acids.